This is a messenger RNA of Durio zibethinus, 1376 nucleotides long. The record is from RefSeq and is a predicted model, not a curated record. NCBI's taxonomy places the organism in Eukaryota, Viridiplantae, Streptophyta, Magnoliopsida, Malvales, Malvaceae.
UUAAAAUCAUUAAAGAUUGAAAAACCCAUGACACCUGCUAUUGAAAGUCAUUUUUAGUGCAUCCUUUAUUUUAUAUUUUUUGUUGCUUUUUAGCAUUUGCAAGAUAUGAACAUGAACUGUCAUUGAAUUAGCUUUGUCUACUGAAAAUCAUUUAAAGAUUGAAAAACCCAUAAAAGCAAUAUCAAUGAUCAAAAUGCUAUAAGAAUAUGUUGUAUCAGUCCUGAAAUUUGGUUAUGAGAUUUGUUUAUUUGCACAACAUGUGACAAAUAUGACAAUUUAUCUGAGAGAGAAAGAGCAAUAGAUCAGAUAGAGAUAGAGGUUGCUUGGAUAUAAUAGCCCCUAUCUAGCUUUCAUCUGUCUAUCUAUCAUAGCCAAUUGCCCUUACAACUAAUUUAAGCCCAAUCAGAAACUGUUUGCUUGCUUUAUAUAAAACAAAUCUGUUACAUUGAAAACUAGGUUGGUCUUGACAAUACUGGUGCCCCUCAUAGCUAAUGGGUUUUGUACAGCGAAUACAUAUCUUGCAAAGCAGUUAACUGCUUCUCUUCUCAGCAUCCUUACAAGCUGUGGGACUGUCCGAAUAUCGUUCUCCAGUAGGGCAACUGAAAAGGUUUUAGUAAAUGAUGAUUUCACUCAUAAUUUCUUACUUUUCUUCUACGAUGACUAAAAUUAUAUGUUUUUCACUCACCAAUUUUGCCAAUAGGCAUCAAAAGUCAUUGUCAAAGAACUUGCUGAUAGUCCAAAAGUUUUACAUUUGGGAUGAUCAAGCUUGGGCAGAUGCUUUUGUCAUCACAGCAGAUUCAGUCAGUCUGAUAAGUGAAGCUUGCAGUAUUGGGAAACCUAUGUAUGUUAUGGUAGCUGAGCUUUGUAAAUGGAAAUUAUCAGACUUCCAUAAAUCUUUCAGGGAACGAGGAGUGGUUUGGCCAUUUACAUAUUCUGAAGAUAUGAAGUAAUGAAGGUCUUUUGGGAUUAAUUAAAGAUUGCAGAAAGCUGAAGCCAUCCUCCCCUUAGUGACACAGCAGAAGCAGCAAAUCGGGUGCAUGAAGCUCUUGCUGAGUGUGGGUGGAGGGUUCGGCCAUGACGAAGGUGUUGAUAAUUGUUGUUGUAAACACACUGUUGAUUUGCAUCUUGUUUGAAAGUUGAAGCCUUCAAAAUUUGGGUUUGUUGAAUAGCAUAUAGGAACACCAGCAGCGUCAAAUUCAUUCUUUCCCCAUCAGGGAUUUUCACAUAUGAUACAUGUAGAGUAAAGCCUUAGCUAUUUAGAGCGGCUUCUAAGGCAUGGGAGGGGCAGGCAUAAGGUAAAUUUUGCGUCAAAAAAAUAUAUAUACUUUUUUGUAAAUUAAACUGAUUUACUGAUUGCGUUUGAUGUUACACCCCUG